This is a messenger RNA of Betta splendens (Siamese fighting fish), 2845 nucleotides long. RefSeq names its product proton myo-inositol cotransporter-like. The transcript is spliced from 2 exons. Gene Ontology annotation, cellular component: membrane. The record is from RefSeq and is a predicted model, not a curated record. Gene Ontology annotation, biological process: transmembrane transport. The coding region runs from base 187 to 771 and encodes 194 amino acids. Gene Ontology annotation, molecular function: myo-inositol:proton symporter activity. Lineage: Eukaryota; Metazoa; Chordata; Actinopteri; Anabantiformes; Osphronemidae.
UCCUCCUAUCCCACCUCUCCUCUCCGCUCUUCUUCAACGCUCCCAUCAGGACCACGGGGAUGUGAAGCAUUGAUAAACACAAAGCUGGAGCUUUUAUUUUGUGGGGUUUGGAUAAAAGACAGUAACUCCAGACUAAGGGGGUGAUUUUUAGUUCAGUGGGUCGACCAUGACUACAACCUCCGUAGUAUGAGCAACCUGAUGGGCGAGCGGCGGAAGAAAGUGAACGAUGGGGGAGAGCGGAGUCUCAUCAAGGCUCCGUCCAGCUCCAGCAUCAGCAGCCAAGGCGCCUCCGCUGGUGCCUCCGCCGCCGGCGCCUCAGCGGCAGCCUCCUCCUCCUCCUCCUCCGCCGCCGCCGCCGCCACCGGGGACCUGGAGAGGGCUGCGCGGAAGCAGUUCCAGCAAGAUGUCACCCCCGGCUUCGUGUACGUCCUGGCCGUGUUCUCCGCCCUGGGCGGCUUCCUGUUCGGCUAUGACACCGGGGUGAUCUCCGGGGCGAUGCUCCUGCUGAAGAGGGAGCUGGAGCUGAGCGCGCUGUGGCAGGAGGUGCUCAUAUCCAGUACUGUGGCCGCGGCCGCCCUGUCCGCCCUGCUGGGCGGCUUCCUCAACGGGCUCUUCGGGCGCAGAGUGUGCAUCCUGCUGGCCAGCUUCUUCUUCACCGUCGGGGGGAUCGUACUGAGCACCGCCCCCGGAAAAGAGGUGCUUUUGACGGGCAGACUCAUCGUUGGAGUCGGUCUCGGUAAGACGCGUUCAGAACGGCUUCUGUUCUUAUAGAAAUGAGACAAGGUGACAAAGUUAGAUUCACGUUGUAUUUAAUGGCAUGAGACGUAAGUACAGUUGCACUUAACUGGAAACCAGAAAAGUUACCUCACCCCAGUGCAGCAGAUGCUUUAUAGAUUUGUGCAUGAUCCCUUUUCACUUGUUCUCCAUUAAAGUUCAAAGGUCAUCAGGUCUUAAAGCUUUUUGCAGUGAUUUGGUUUGUUGUUGUCCCUCGUCUCCUCGUCUCAACACACUCCACAGUUUGUAAUUACACAGCAUGGCCCUCUGCUUCAGGCUGCACUGUCUCCAUUAUUACCAUCAUUAUCAGCUUUAUUAGAUUUGAUGUGCUACUAUUAAGAGAACAACCAAUAAACUCCUCCUGAAUGAUAAAUAAAUAGGAGGCAGACAUCCCGCUGCCCAAAAGGAAGAUCAAAUGAACACAGAGAGCUUGCAGGAGACUUUUAGUGUUGAUCAGGUUACAGUACGUCUAUCAGUGACUGAUGUCAGAUGAACGUAUGUGACUGGAUGCACACUGUCACCCACUCUGCUCCCCUUCCCGCAUUAACAUCUUUGCUUUCCCCUCUCUCGACUCGUCCCCCUCCCCUCCGCUCGGCGCUUGCUCUCACAUGCACUCUGCCUUUUGAUCAGAAUUCAAUGGAGCCCAAAUUAUUCCUAGUGGAUGCUGUUGCUUGUGAGUCACAUCCUCUGUAGACGGGGCCGUUAAAACUGGCUUUCAAGGCUGAGCGCCACUUGUUCUGUUGAGAGUAGGGAGCACUCUCCUCAGUGAUACAUGGGGGGAUUGCAGUACAUUCUUUUUCCUCAGUAAACCACUGGAAAGGAGACUUAAUUCUUAACUAACCCUCCCCAAACGAAGUGAAGAGCUUUGUGUUUACUUCCUUUACAGACGUACUGUAGCAAUUAGAUUUCAGCUGACAUUUGCAUUCUGACCCAGUUUAGGACCAUUUCAGCUGCUUCUUGAGGAUUUGUUAUGAACCAUAAUCUUUAAGCUAAUAAUGGUUGUUUGCAUGUUUGCUUAUUCAUUACUGCUGGAGAAAUAUUGAAAAACAGAUGAUGAGGAAUUAUAGAAAGAACCCAUGCUUCAGUUUAUGUAUUCAUUAGCUUUUUAAGUAUUUUGGAAUGUAUGUUGAUUGCAGUAUAAAUGUCUCAUUCUGUCAUUAAAAACUGGUAAAACCUGGGAACAAGAAGUGCUAAUAUAAAAACACUCACCACAAAUAUGGAAAAGAUCCUCAUGGACAACCUCAACAUAGGACAGGACAGGAGUUUCUAUGUCCUGUGGUGGAGACACACGUGAGCCCCUUGAUGAUCCCGUCCAGCGUUUUUACAGGUUUUAUCGCUUAGAACUGGAUUGUAGCAGUGGCUGUAUGUCUCAGUGAAAACAGGUCCGGAGCUUUGGGUUGGAUAAUAACAAUUUUUUAUAACAGUCAGGAAAAUCUUAUUACUGAGGAUCAAAUUAAAAGUAAUGCUAUUAAGAUGCAUUGAAGGACCUGUUAGAGCUCUUAUACAGUGUUUUACAAUGUUAACUCAAACAUCCAAGUUACAGUUUAUCUUCAUACAGUAAAUGCAGCUUUUAUGCAGCUGUUGCCCUCUUCAAAUAUUUGCUUACCUGUUACCUGCUGCUGAUUAUAUUCUACUGCAGUCUGAUAAACAGACCACUGCUCACUUACACAAUUCAAAAUAGCAGUAAAUAAACACACAGGAGCUCUGGCUGCUCACAUGCGAAGGAAAGCGCUUGCGUCAUUUCAGCUGUUUCAUUACACUGUAAGCGUCGAUGUCAUUAGAAGCCUCCCCGUUUCCUGUCACCACCUUUUCCGUCAUGCUGAUCUUCAUUAGGCUAAAAUGCACCAGACGAGCCCUGCUCCAUAAUGAAGCCCAUUCUGGCCUGUGGAGGCGCUAAUAAGGAAACAUUUUUCACUGCGUGCCAUUAGGCGAGCGCGUCACCUGUGCGCUCGUUAACAGCCGCUGCUUCUCGGGAAAAGCUAAUUGCGUAGCAUUUCUGAACCAGCGCUCUGCAAAAGGUCACGGGGUGUUUGUCAAAGCAGAAAAGGCCACACGCCACCAGGCCCCGACU